AUGACGCCCAGUCCUCCUGAUGAAGCUCUUCACUUCCGCGGAAAGACACUGACUCCGGAAAGCCCGCGCCCACUGCAUAUCCCGGAGCCGGCCAAUAUUCCCGUCCUGGAGAAUCAAAUGGACCCCGUCUUUAAUGACACUUCGACAUAUCAACGCCCAGAAUAUCCCCAGGAACCCGUUGAAACACAAGAUCGAGAUGGAUGGUCGAGGAUUGCGCAGGAUGGCCAGGAUCUAGGCUUGGGGCUGCGCAGGGACCCAAGUAGCUUGCAGGGUGCGCAACCGAGGGAACAGCCCGUGAUGAAUGAUAUGCCUGCUUUGGCAGCGCAGUUUUAUCCUUCCAAUACCGCAGGCACCCAACAGCAGGUGGGCAAUAUGAACAUGAAUAUGCACAUGAACCCAAACCUCGCCUUUGCAGCUUCCAGUCAUUCCCAUGCGCCUCCGGUUGUUCCGGGUUCUCAAGGUUAUGGCCCGGCUAGCGACAUAGACAAUGCCGGUUAUGCGGUUUCGUCCUUGAAGCCCGAUCACAUAGAUGAUGGAAAGCAGGGUAUGGGUUUGGGUGCUGCGGGGGUCAACUUUCAGACUCUGCUGGACAACCUUUCUCAACACUCUGCUGCCACUGCCAACGCGAACGCUACGGGGGCUGCCUCUUCUCUAGCGGAGGGCUCGUCCUUUCACCAAGCCCCCAAGGACGAUGUGUGGACCUCCCCCGCCCGCCCUUCCCUCCAAGACCCCUCCCUCCCCCCAAAUUACGCCCCGAGCAAUGAGAAUGCCCAUCACCAAACCCCCGCCGCCCCAAACACUGCUCCCUCCUCCGCCUAUGCAGCAGCCCAAUCCAGUAACAAUGCCCAUCCAAUCGAUCCCCCAUCUAUCCCCCCGGUCGCUCCCGGUACCGAGUCCGGUGCUGGAGACCUCCCACCGCCGCCCAUGGCGAGUUUCCAACGGCAAGGCCCUUCUUCGGCCGCAGAGUCGCAAGGCUCUCAAGAGGGUUCUACCGCGUUCAAAAGAGGCCGCCUUGAUAAGCUGCUAACCCGUGGGGGCAAACCUCUAAGUGAUGAUGAUCAACCCUGGGGCCCCGAAGUGCAAAAGAAGUAUGACGAGUUCCUACACGACGAGCGCAUCUAUGUAACCGAAGGUCUCUGGGACCGGUUCCCCGUUGGGUCCAGGUUGUUUGUCGGCAAUCUUCCUACCGAGCGAGUAACGAAACGAGACAUGUUCCAUAUCUUUCACAACUAUGGCAAAUUAGCCCAAAUUUCAAUCAAGCAGGCUUACGGCUUUAUCCAGUUUUUGGAAGCCGGUGCGUGUCAUGCAGCACUGCAGACUGAGCAGGGGGCCUUGAUAAGAGGUAGAAAGAUUCACCUCGAAAUCUCGAAGCCACAAAGAUCAACUGCCCGACCAGGUCCUGCAGAGCCAUCUCGUGCACCCCCGCCUCGUCGUUCCAGGUCGCCCGAGUUCAGCCGGACUGCUCCUGCCCGCAGCGCCGCUCGUGCUCCGGGCGACCGUUAUGAUCGGCCACACGAGUCCAAUCGGCUGCCAUUCAGUGACUAUCGCGAUGAGCCUUCUCAUCGCCGUCGUGACGACUAUCGCCCUCCACGGUCUCCUUCGCCCCGACCUUUUCGGACUCGGGAUGGCUACCGUUCACGGGAUAGGACGCCAGAGCGAUUUGAUCGCCGUGAGCGCAGACGGUCUCGCUCACCCCGCUCACCUCGCUCUCCCUAUGCGCGCGAUCGGCGGUAUCGAAGCCCCAGCCCGAGACCUCGAGGUAACUACGAAGGGGAAGCAGACCUCCCAGUGCCCCGUCGGGCACCACGAGAUGUGCCGGAGGUACAGAUUCUUGUGCUGGAAGAGCUCGAUCGGAAUUUUAUUCUCCACGUGGAGAAUGCCUUCCGCAACCGCGGUCUGCGCGUAGAUGUGUUGGUGCUUGGCCCUCGCAUCCCUCUAGGCGCAGCCGUCCACCGCCAAUAUGUCGAGGGUGUUUUGGCAGUCGUGAGGCUGUCUCGCCCUAAUCAAUUUUCCCGUAAAAUCCCACUUCAAAUGUUCGAUCGAAGCGCGGGCCCAGAUAAUGUCCGCUUCACUGAUUACCCCGAACUAGACCCCAACAUCGCUGCGGAGGUCAUGUUCCAUCAAGCCCAGGCUAUGCAACGCGGACCAGCAGCCUCUUUCGCGCCUAACCCUGCAUUCGGUCUCGCUCCGAUGCAGCCCCUGCCAAUGCCUCAUCCACCCAUGCCAACUCUCUCGAAUCCUCCCAACAUUGCCCAUCUCAUUAGUACUUUGGAUGGGCCGGCUCUUCAGUCUCUCCUCUCAGCUCUUCAGCAGCGCCCCGGCCCCUCAUCACAGCCCGUCUCGGCCACGCAGUCACCUUUCGCCUCUCCCAAUCCUCCACCACCAGCCGACCUGGCCAGUCUGUUCAGUAGUGCGACCCGAGCUCCUCCUAUGCCGUCUCUUCAUCCUCAACAACCUCUUCCCCACCCACCAUAUAAUCUCCAACAUCCAAACGCCCCCAUGGUCACUGACCCCAAUCUGCUUUCGCUUUUGGCGAAAGGGCUUGGGGCCCAGCAACCACAGGGGCAGGCCCCAGUUGGUUCUAAUGUGCAAAACCUUAUGAACCAUCUGACCAAAUGGAAGCAAUGA
Molecule: messenger RNA, 2628 nt
Organism: Penicillium cataractarum
Lineage: Eukaryota; Fungi; Ascomycota; Eurotiomycetes; Eurotiales; Aspergillaceae
Product: putative RNA-binding protein (Nab3)
Exons: 6
Coding region: 1-2628 (875 amino acids)
Molecular function (GO): RNA binding
Source: RefSeq, a predicted model, not a curated record